UAUGCACAAAAGAUACUAAAGCCCUUGUCUCAUCUCUUAAAGCACACUUAUAGUUAAGCAUGGUGGUUAACCAGAAGACAUCCGGUCUCGCAGCCGCUAUGAACGCCAAGAUCAUCGGUUCUGGUGAGAGGUCAAUGGUAUUGGCACACGGGUUUGGAGGCGACCAGUCGGUUUGGGACAAGAUAAUACCGGUUCUGUCCCAAUCUUUUAAGGUUUUAGUCUUUGACUGGCUUUUCUCUGGAGCCAUCAAAGACCAAACUCUAUACGACCCUUCGAAGUAUAACUCCUUCGACCCCUUCGCUGAAGAUCUUAUUGCUCUUAUGGAGGAGUUGAAGUUUGGCCCCGUUGUGUUCGUAGGCCAUUCCAUGUCGGGCAUGAUCGGUUGUGCUGCUUCUAUUAAAAGGCCCGAUUUGUUUACAAAUCUUAUCCCUAUUGCUGCUUCUCCCAGGUAUAUAAACAGUGAGGAUUACAAAGGAGGGUUUGAAUCAAAAGACAUUGACACGAUCAUCACCAACGUUGGCUCCAACUACGAGGCUUGGGCGGUUGCUUUCGCCUCCACAGUGGUUGACUCAAGAGACUCUCUGUCCGUCCAAAGGUUCGAAAAAUGCCUUAAAAAGAUGAAGCCCGAGACGGCUCUUGCUUUAGCUAAGAUUGUAUUUGGAAGCGACGAGAGAGGACUCCUGGACCAAGUGUCAGUGCCUUGCCACGUCAUACAACCACGAAACGACGUCGUUGUACCUGUCUCCGUAGCUUACUUCAUGCAGGAGAAGAUCAAAGGGGAGUCGACGGUGGACAUUAUUGAGGAUGCGAUGGGUCACUUUCCACAAAUGACGUCACAUAUUGAGCUGAUUGGCGUCAUGAAGCGCCUCCUCGAGUUUUAAAGCUUGAAUAUAAUAAAUGAUUUGCGUCGAUAUUCUUCUUAUCUAUAUAAUAUGUAAUUUGAGUGUGUAUUUACUAGUACAACAAGGUAAUUUCCAGUAUAAGUUAAAAGAUCAA
Messenger RNA from Raphanus sativus (radish), 996 nucleotides. RefSeq names its product probable esterase KAI2. The record is from RefSeq and is a predicted model, not a curated record. Lineage: Eukaryota; Viridiplantae; Streptophyta; Magnoliopsida; Brassicales; Brassicaceae. The transcript has 2 exons. The coding region runs from base 60 to 881 and encodes 273 amino acids.